Messenger RNA from Dichotomopilus funicola, 1842 nucleotides. RefSeq lists its product as uncharacterized. The transcript is spliced from 4 exons. Gene Ontology annotation, cellular component: nucleus. Lineage: Eukaryota; Fungi; Ascomycota; Sordariomycetes; Sordariales; Chaetomiaceae. The coding region runs from base 1 to 1842 and encodes 613 amino acids. Gene Ontology annotation, biological process: double-strand break repair via homologous recombination; DNA recombinase assembly; double-strand break repair via single-strand annealing. The record is from RefSeq and is a predicted model, not a curated record.
AUGCCUGCACCAGGUGACCAGCACACCGGUUACCCGAACCCAUUCGCAGAGCCGCAGCAACCGCAGCAACGCAUUUCCGAAUUCACCGCCCAAGAGAUUGCAACAUUGCAAUGUAUGCUCGAGAAGCAGUUGGGUCCGGAAUAUUUAUCGUCACGCGCCGGGCCGUCUGGAUCAAGGCUACAUUAUAUCACGGCGGAGAAAUGCAUUUCGCUUGCCAAUGAGGUAUUCGGCUUCAAUGGAUGGUCGUCCGCCAUUAAGGAGGUCCAGGUCGACUUUGUGGAGGAGGACCCGCGUACUCAAAGAGUCAACCUAGGGCUCUCCGUCACCGUGCGCGUCACCCUCCGUGAUGGAACAUACCAUGAGGAUAUUGGUUACGGGAACAUUGAGAACGCUAGGAACAAGGCUGCCGCCUUUGAAAAGGCGAAAAAAGAAGGCACCACAGACGCGCUGAAGAGGGCCUUGCGGCACUUUGGGAACGUUCUAGGGAACUGCAUCUACGACAAGGACUAUUUGGCGAAGGUCACGAAACUGAAGGUCCAGCCGGCAAGGUUCGAUGAGAAUGGCCUCCACCGGCACCCUGACUUUGUGGUGAAGAAGGAGCCGCAGGAGAAUAGCACGGGACAGAACACAGGGAUACCGGCGGUGCCGGCACGGCCACCCCCUCGGUUGCCCGAACCGCCGCAGCAACGACAACAACAACAACAACAACAACAGGUGGCGCCGCCACCUCCCCGACCGCAAUUACCAAACUCCGAUUCAUUUGAUGACUUUUUAGGAGAUCUGGAUGAGGAAGACUUCAACAUCGCGGAAGAGCACCAUUUUGACGGGGUUCUUUUACCCAACUCCGCCGACACAAGUUUGGCCUCCGCCAACACUGUCCCUAAUAGUCAUAAUCCGCCUAGAAAUAGUGUUGCCCCUGCUCCGCAACCGCCAGUCCGCCAGUUUUCGAAUCCAAAUUCAAAAACAACACACAACACACUACAGCAAGCCCCACAGACUCCCAUCCAGCAACAACCCGCGCGGCCCAACGCCAACAACUUUCCCGGAGCCGGCGUUCAAAACAAUGGCUCGACCGCCGCCCGCCCACCGCAGCAGUUUUCUAACAACCAAAACAAGCCCCAUCCUCAACCACAGCCAAACAACGCCAAUCAGGCCCGUAUGGCGAACCCGCAGUCCCACAUGACCCCUCUUCCCCAGCCCAAUAUGACCAACCAACCAGACCAACCAGACCUGCCAGGGGGUGACAGCGUGGGCUUCUUCUCCGCUCGCGCUGUGAACAAGUUGCCCGGGAACGUGGCUCCGAAUGCAGGCCAGGCGUUCAACCCACGCCUUGAAAGCCCCUCUAUCCGCCGCACACCUGGUGUGGAUCAUACGGUGACCAAGCCUUGGUCACGUAGUGGAAAACACGUGCCCGGCUUGAAAGGAGAUGGAGAAAAUAAGGGGAUGGGUGACGAGGACCUUGCUGCAGCGAUGAUUGGGCCGGGCCAGAAUGCCGCCGCCAGUAAUCAAGUCUCUGCCGCUGGCGGAGGAGGCAGUACUGGUGCAGGUCGCGGCGCAAUGUCCCGUCCCGGCGGGCCAAUUGCGCGGCCGAACAAUGUUGUCAAUCCCCAACUUGACCAUACGCGACGAAUCGGCGCGCCUGUUUCGUCUAGUCCACUAGGAAAUCGCGGACAGUUCAAACCGCCAACGGUCAAAAGGCCUGCAGCAGCGGAUGGCCCCGCUGGUGACACUGGGACUGGUGGGGGUAGGAACCCCUCAGAGAGGGUGCCGUUGGAGGAUGUGUCGAGUAAUGGCAUGAUGGGUGGGAAAGUGCCGGAUGCAAAACGACAGAGGACAACUUGA